This is a messenger RNA of Microsporum canis CBS 113480, 600 nucleotides long. RefSeq lists its product as uncharacterized. The transcript has 4 exons. NCBI's taxonomy places the organism in Eukaryota, Fungi, Ascomycota, Eurotiomycetes, Onygenales, Arthrodermataceae. The record is from RefSeq and is a predicted model, not a curated record. The coding region runs from base 1 to 600 and encodes 199 amino acids.
AUGGACGAACCUGGCCGUCAACAGCGUGACUCUACAGCAUACAUAGUAUACAUCGUAAUCGAGUCGUCCCAUCGCAGUGGCUACUGUAUCCCUACUAAGAGAUCACGCUCAGUUGGUUUCGAGCAGGGAACACAUUCGAUACAGCAGAACAAGCGAAAAGAAGAAAGCAAAAAAAAAAAAAAGAAACGAGGUGAAGAAAAAUCCAAGAUCGGUAAUUCGAUAGAUCAAGAACUCAAUCUCAAGAUCUCAAUCUUCAAUUCCGAACUUAAUGCUUUUCUUUUUGGCGGAAAAGAAAAUAACAUGUGGUUUGUUUGGUCGGUCGUAGAUCUAUCAUUCGUCCAUCCAGGGUUUCGCAAGGACGAUGCAUUUAAUUUAGGGGUCUGGAGAUGUGCAGUUCGGUUUACGAAAGGAGGGAGAACAACUCGAUUUAGGGGUUUGAACGAUAACCUUCGUCCCUCGAGAGAAAGCAAAAAUGGACGUGAACUGGGCACGAACCGUGUAACAUGCUCCCGCACAUCGAGGGAUCCUUUACAAAAGUGCUACUCUGCUGUUUAUCGAGAAGAGAUGAAAAAAAACGUCGAUCUCGAUCGGACAUCCUAA